UACGGCAACAUACAAGAAAUAUUGGAAAUUCAGUAUCCUGGUAUGGUUGGAUUGCGGUGUGUAGUAUUCUAUUGUGAUUGGUAUGACACCACCCCAGAUCGAGGAGUGAAGACUGAUGCGUUUGGUGUUACUUCGAUUCAUUCGCGGAGGAAACUUCAAUAUUAUGAUCCUUUCAUUCUUGCUUCGCAAGCUGAUCAGGUGUGCUACAUCAGUUACCCUCGGGUUACGUACCGAGACGAUCCAUGGAUCACGGUGGCGCAAAUCAACCCAAGAGGACGAGUAAACGGACCUUCUGAUAAUGAUCCAUUACAACCAAACUCUACCAGCAACGUGAGUGCAGUUGAAGAUUUGGCAGAGGUUGAACUCGUUGAGAAUUUUAACGAGUUUGGAAUUGAUGCUGUUGUACACUCGGAGCCAGAAGCUGAGAUUGGCGAGUUUGACGAAGAUUCUGAAGAUUCUACAGAUUCUGAAGAUUCUGAUUAUGACUUAUGUUUUCUUAGUUGUAUGAUUAGUUUUUUUUUUUUUAAUUAACAAAAUCCGUCGGUAUUCCAUCGGAAUAUUCCGAUGAAAUUCCGACGACUCGUGGUUAAUUCAGGGUUUAGCCAUUCGUCGGAAUUCCGUCAGAAUAUUCCGAUGGAAUUCCGACGGAUUUAACAAAAUUCGUCGGAAUUCCAUCGGAAAACUCUGACGGAAUUCCGACGACCUGAAUAUUUGAAAUUUUUAUAUCAUAAUAUAUCUAUAUUUGGAUACCGAAACUACUUUAAUAACACAUAUUAGAUGUUUAAUAUAAUAUUACAUAUCAACCGUUCGAUUUUUACAAAUUAUUUAAAUAAUUAUAUAUUUAUAUCAUUGUUUUCAUAACAUCUCAUCUUAAUACUCAUAU
Raphanus sativus (radish) is the source of this 883-nucleotide messenger RNA. RefSeq lists its product as uncharacterized. The record is from RefSeq and is a predicted model, not a curated record. Lineage: Eukaryota; Viridiplantae; Streptophyta; Magnoliopsida; Brassicales; Brassicaceae. The transcript is spliced from 2 exons. Bases 43 to 531 code for a protein of 162 amino acids.